Actinia tenebrosa (Australian red waratah sea anemone) is the source of this 1819-nucleotide messenger RNA. RefSeq names its product thymidylate synthase. Gene Ontology annotation, biological process: dTMP biosynthetic process. Gene Ontology annotation, cellular component: cytosol; mitochondrion. Lineage: Eukaryota; Metazoa; Cnidaria; Anthozoa; Actiniaria; Actiniidae. The record is from RefSeq and is a predicted model, not a curated record. Gene Ontology annotation, molecular function: thymidylate synthase activity.
AUCGCAGAAGAAGAGGGUUUGCUCUUUUUGUUUCUCCUUAAAAAAUUCAUUUUUUUGGUCUUUUUUUACCUCAAAAACCUCAAGAAGAAAGAUGUUAACUGCUGAGGUGAUGCCUGUAGAAAACAACAAAACAAAAUCCACUGUCAAGGACUUGCAAGAAGCCAAAAAAGUGAAAGCAACCAAGAAGCAUGAUGAACUUCAGUAUCUGGAAAUGAUUCGUCACAUUAUGGACAACGGCAUUGUUAAAAGUGAUAGAACAGGAACUGGAACAAAAUCAAUUUUUGGAGCUCAAAUGCGAUUCAGCCUGAGAGAUGGAAUCUUUCCUUUGCUAACCACAAAGCGGGUCUUCUGGCGUGCUGUUGCAGAAGAACUGUUAUGGUUUGUGCAGGGAUGCACUAAUGGUAAUAAACUCAGUGAGAAGAAUGUCCACAUAUGGGAUGCUAAUGGCUCCAGGGCAUUCUUAGACAAACAAGGAUUGACAGAACGAGAAGAAGGCGAUUUAGGUCCUGUAUAUGGGUUCCAGUGGCGUCAUUUUGGAGCUAAAUAUGUCGACAUGCAUACUGACUAUACAGGCCAAGGUGUGGACCAAUUAGCACAAGUUAUUCACAAGAUCAAGACUAAUCCUGACGACAGGCGCAUUAUUAUGUCAGCUUGGAACCCUGUCGAUUUACCUCUUAUGGCUUUACCACCAUGUCAUUCCUUUGUGCAGUUUUAUGUUGCUAAUGGAGAGCUGUCCUGUCAGUUAUAUCAGAGAUCCGGAGAUAUGGGUCUUGGUGUUCCAUUCAAUAUUGCAAGUUAUUCGCUGUUGACAUAUAUGAUAGCUCAUGUUUGUGAAUUGAAGCCUGGUGACUUUGUUCAUACUCUUGGAGAUGCUCAUGUUUAUCUAAACCACUUUGAUGCUCUGGAAGAGCAGCUAAAGCGUGAGCCUCGCCCAUUCCCAACUUUCAAGAUAAAGCGUGAAGUGAAGGAUAUUAAUGAUUUUAAAUUUGAAGACUUCGAAAUAAUGGAUUACAAGCCACACCCAAAGAUAAAGAUGGAGAUGGCUGUAUAAAUAGAAGAACAGGAAGAAUCUAAUUUCAUUCACUAAUAUUGCACUACUUGUAUAUUACUAUAGUCAUUGUUUGCUCCUUUUCAUAAUUUUGUUCCUUCUUCUAGCAGUAAUGAUGUAUAUAAAAUUUUUUGUAAAUUUUGUAAUGUUUCAAAUAUUGUUAAAACUGAAAAGAACAGCACAUUGACUCAUGCACCCACAGUCUGAAUGGUCUGAGUCUAUAGCUCAUGCCAAAUAAGCCAUUGACUUAGACCAUCAGUGUGAAAGGUCUAAUCUCUUACUAAUAGGUCUAAUGAAUACCCCAGGGGGUACUCCCCUAUAUUCGCUAUACGGGUACGUGCCGCCAAACAGGGUAUGGUUUUCAGCAAUCCUACUCUGGAACAGGGUAUAUAAAAUCGCGAUUGCUCUGGAACAGGGUAUAUGAAAUCACGCUCUCUCCUCUCUGGAACAGGGUAUCCAUUUUCACAAUACUGGAACAGGUUAUGAUUUUCAACGAUUUUACUCUGGAACAGGGUCAGGGUUCAGAGGGUUCAGCUGCACAUCCCUACUCUAAAUGGGCAAGAGUACCCCCUGGGAUGAAUACAAACAGUGUUAAAAUUAGGUUGAAAUAAUUUAUUUUUGCCCUCUGCUUUUCGCUACUAGUGGUCUAGCACCAAUACAUCACUAGUAGCUCGGCCAACCAGAGUGGAGGAUUUCUGAUAGUCAGACCAUUGGUAUAUAGGUAUACACUUAUAAAAUUUAUAUCCUGUAAAAUAAAUAUAUUGCAGUCAA